UUACUAGAUCUAGAUUAGAUCUCUACUACUCUAGGGUGUCUAGCUUGCUUUAAAUUGAAUUGAAGUUACUGUUAUAUAUUCAUUUUCCAUUAAAAUUGCUACAUUUUGGAAAUGGAUGGUUUGUCUGUGGAUGUUCAUACAGUUCAUAUGAAUGUGCAAAUCCAAGACCUUCAUCUAAUGAAUCAAAUGAAUGAUAUAUCAAACUUAGAGUUAGACCCUCCCCCUCCUGCAUUUUCAAGCCUAAUGGGUAUACCAACAACACUUUUAUAUAAUGGAUCUUGCUUUCAAGGCCAUCAGAAAAGUAAAGGAAGAUGUUAUGAUGUAGAGGUUGUGCUACAGCAUGUUGAUACAGAGAAAGCAUUUCUGUGUGGAUAUCUUAAAAUUAAAGGUCUUACUACGGAGUAUCCCACACUGACAACCUAUUUUGAUGGGGAAAUUAUCAGUAGUCGACAUCCAUUCUUAACAAGAAAAUGGGAUGCAGAUGAAGAUGUUGACAGAAAACAUUGGGGUAAAUUUACUUCUUUUAUGAAUUGUGUGAAGAAUUUCAAUGCUGAUAAUUUUGACUAUGAUGCAUUGAGAGCUUCAGACUUUGUCUAUAUGAGGUGGAAGGAACAGUUCAUUGUUCCAGACCACACUAUCAAGGACAUCAAUGGAGCCUCUUUUGCUGGCUUUUACUACAUAUGCUUUCAGAAGUCUACUGCUACGAUAGAAGGCUACUACUACCACAAACAUUCAGAAAUGUUUCAGUCCCUGACACUACAGCACAUACCUGAAAGAAAUACAGGUGUUUAUGAGUUCAGAUGAUGGAAACCGAUUCUUUCACAUGCAUAUUAUUAAUAUUGAGCAGUAAAAUCAGUCUUCAGCUUUCAUCCUUGGAGCAGAGUAGAUUCAUCAGUUCUCUAAGGAGCAGUUUAGACUAUACAUUCGUGGAGAAGUUCUUUCAAUGGGGGGUAGCAUACCAUGGAGCAAUACUUUGUGGCCACAUACUAUAGAUCUUUGAAGGAUGUCUUUGUUAUUUUUUUUCCUACUAUUUCUGGGUUGUGUUAACAGCUUUCUCUCCAAAUGCUCUAGAGAGCCCCAUCUCCGUGCUGAUGACCUCCUGUGAAUGUCAAGAAGCCAACGAAGCUCAGGAGUAGGAAAGACAUUCUAUGCAGCUGACUAUACUUGCUUGAAGAGAUUCUUUCAUUUCAUUGCCUUAAUAUUGCAAUCCUACAUGCUCACACAUAAUUCUAUAUUCAACUUAUUAUACUUAAUGGGCAUCAAUAAGGUAGUAACACAGGAAUAAGUGUAUCUUAAAAUAAUCAACUGUAUUGAAAUAAUAACAGUAACACGAAUACCAAGUUGUUGAUAAUAAAAUUAAGCACUGUUAGACAGAGAUAACUGUUUAUAAAAGACGAAGUAUAUUACACUAAAUCUUUCCUUUUUUUCUCUUCCAAUACCAGUAGUUAUUAUUUUGAUGCAAUAGUCAUUCGUCAAGAUUACGAUUGUUUAUGUGAUAAAUAACUGUAAGGAUGUCAUUGCACUAUUCAAUUCUGAGAAAUUAACUUAAUGAAACAUUGAAAUAUUUAGAAAAUUAAUUGAAGGUUAGAAAAUGCUUUCAAUCAUAUCCCAUUGCCAGAAAUCAUCUACACUAAUAGCUCUCUACCCAUCUUUGUGAAGUUCUUUUAAACUUAUUUAGGUAGCAUGUCACUUUAAAAUGGGGCUCAUGGCUUGAAAAGAAAUAAAAACCUUUGAUUUACAUUAACAACAAAAAUAAUAAGUAAGUUUUAAAAAUUUAGUAUGGUGUUGCCUUAAUAUACAAGUACCGGUAACUGUGUAUUUUUUUAUGUCAUUUACUUAAUUAAUAUCACUUACCAGGUAUCUACCUUAAGAGGUUUAUUGAGUCAAACGACACUGAUAGCUAAUUAGUCAUGCACUUGAAGCACAUGGCUUGAAAUUACUAUUUUCACUAUCUUCUGUUAUAGGUACCUGAUAUCUCAUCUAACAUGAAAAAAAAAAGUAGUACUUCUGUGUCCAAAACACCUUUAGAAUGCUAAGAGAAAUUAAACUGAAAAACCUAAGGCAUAUAUUAAUUCAUUAGUAUAUAGUCCACAUGAGAUGUUAUAUUUGAUCAUUUGUGUUAGGAACGACACACACACACACACACACCCCCCUCAAAAUAAAAAGACCCAAUUGAUAAGGUAUUUUUAAGUUGUAUAUAUUAUGUGACUAGCCAAUGCAUAAAUAUUUUGUUCAGGUUGAACAGUUAAAUAGUUGAUUUUUUUUUUCACAGGUUAAUUAAAAUAGUCUUUCAAAUCAUAACAUUUAUAUUUAACUUGAGUAUUAAGAUUAGAAGACUUGUGCACCAGCCAUUUUAUAUAAUAGUAAACUUUUUUUUCUGUAGAGAAGUGGAUAUAAAUGACCCAUAUUUAAAAAUAUUUUUUUUUUAUUUAUAUAGAUACAUUUAGUAUAUACAAAUAAUUUAUUUACCUGCUUUUCAGUUUGUGGUGCUUUGUGUAGAAUGUACUUAGUUAAUUUAUUCAAUGACCCCUCGUAAACAUAAUUCAUUGUACACUGUGUGACCUGGCCAGCUGUGCUGUACUCUUGUUGUGUGCUGGGUUGUAUGGUGCAUGUUGCUAGAACACAACUACUGUGAUUUGUAAGCUUCCUUACUGUGUAACAUCAGGUUCUGUUCUGUGUUGCUUGUUUUGUCUUUAAAAAACAUUAUGCUGUGGAGGCUGUGAUUGAAACAUCCAUACUUUGAAACCUAGGAGUGUGCUAUUACUUACAAAGCUUAAUUUUAUAAAUAGUAUGAGAUUAAAACCUGUCAAUUAGGCAUCUCCAACUGUGGGGACAGUUCAAUUUAUCUUCUGCUUUGAUGGAAUGUCUGUAAUUUUAAGGUAUAAAAUUCUUUGUUUUAUAACUUUUUUUUUUUAAACUCAAUUUCUUUUAGUUUUGUUUAAGAAUGUAAAGAAAUAGCAUAAACCUUUUACCAAUUAUAAAAUAAAUUUUAAAAAUGACAUCUUUCUUGAUAUUAAUGUGUUCCAAUAAAAGAAUGACGCUCUUAUUGACACCCUAUAAAUUAUUAUUAUCAAUUGUUUCAAAAUGUGUUGUUUUUUUUGGUCAGUAUGAGUGUUGGUGGCAUUCAUUGUUUGACAAAGUUAAUGUAAAUAAAUCUAAUGUCAAGUCAAAUUCUUUCCUGAUGAAUAAAACAAUUUUUCAUUAUGA
Messenger RNA from Biomphalaria glabrata, 3207 nucleotides. Its product is annotated as glucose-induced degradation protein 4 homolog. Gene Ontology annotation, cellular component: GID complex; extrinsic component of membrane. The transcript is spliced from 5 exons. The record is from RefSeq and is a predicted model, not a curated record. Gene Ontology annotation, biological process: negative regulation of gluconeogenesis; proteasome-mediated ubiquitin-dependent protein catabolic process; protein targeting to vacuole. NCBI's taxonomy places the organism in Eukaryota, Metazoa, Mollusca, Gastropoda, Planorbidae. Bases 112 to 804 code for a protein of 230 amino acids.